Molecule: messenger RNA, 315 nt
Organism: Microthlaspi erraticum
Lineage: Eukaryota; Viridiplantae; Streptophyta; Magnoliopsida; Brassicales; Brassicaceae
Source: the annotation of a GenBank genome assembly
AUGCCGCUUGGCAAUAAGCCUCGUGAGACUAGUGGUAUGGGGCCUGCUUUCAAGGUUGUACGGAUUGGGAUUAAGCAGCGAAUGGCACACAAGAAGUACAAGAAGUGUGGCGCAAAAGUAAUUGCCCGUCAGAUUAAGAAAAUCCAAGAGAAGCCGGACAAGGUUUACACACCAUAUCCCCCGAAGACUCAUUUUGGUUAUUUCCCCAAACGUGAAAAGGUAGCUGUAAUAAAUAUUGGCCUGAAUGGCGAGGAAACUCUCAGCUACAUGUGGGUCCAUGAUCCCAGUUACAAGGCAUUAUAUAGUUAUGCUUAA